AUGACGUACUGGCGUUUCAUCUUGUGUACUCUGGCGUUCUGUUGUGGGGCGCAUGCGCAGCAUGUUAGUGAAGCACGUAUUCGCUCGCUCCUGCCCCAAAGCGUUGCCUUUAAACUGCUUCUUCUGAAACCACCCGCACCCAGCGGCAGCUUGUUGCCACAAAGAAAAGCCCCAACAAGCACACAGGCAGGAUCCUUCAACGGAGGUCCGUUAAUUCGAUCUGAUCCACGACUUGGCUCUGGUUUGGUGCACCCUCUACUUGAUCCUAAUUAUGGUAGCAACCAGUUCAAUGGCGUUGGUGGUUACUCCGAGACCAUCUCACCAACAGGUUUUCCCGAAGGUAUAUCUGGAUCUGGCGCAUUUGCUGAUACUUCCGGAGGGUCUUUGGGUUUCACAGGAAGUAAUCCGCUUGGUUUGCCUGGUAUUGAUUCAACCGGGCUUCAUGGGAGUUUCAUGGGGUCCGGGGGUUUACUUGGCGACAUGACAGGAGCUGGGAAUGCUGGGCUAGCCCUUGAACAACUUUCAGGUGGAUUUGGACAAGACCCGGUUGGCGAUAUAUUCGGGACAUCGGGACAGAGUGGAGGUCUUCUUGGACUGGACUUGACACCGGGUAGUCUUACAAGUGUUUUUCCUGGUGGAGCGGACACACUAGCUGGACAACCUGAGAAUUCACAGGGAUUUGGCAUGUCUAUGGGGCAGCCUGGCGAUUUUCUUGGUACAGGUAUGGGACAUGUAGAGUAG
This is a messenger RNA of Haliotis rubra (blacklip abalone), 741 nucleotides long. RefSeq lists its product as uncharacterized. The record is from RefSeq and is a predicted model, not a curated record. The transcript has 2 exons. Bases 1 to 741 code for a protein of 246 amino acids. Lineage: Eukaryota; Metazoa; Mollusca; Gastropoda; Lepetellida; Haliotidae.